Molecule: messenger RNA, 2313 nt
Organism: Magallana angulata
Lineage: Eukaryota; Metazoa; Mollusca; Bivalvia; Ostreida; Ostreidae
Product: neuronal acetylcholine receptor subunit beta-3-like
Exons: 1
Coding region: 197-1396 (399 amino acids)
Biological process (GO): regulation of membrane potential; monoatomic ion transmembrane transport; nervous system process
Cellular component (GO): neuron projection; synapse; membrane
Molecular function (GO): extracellular ligand-gated monoatomic ion channel activity; neurotransmitter receptor activity; transmembrane signaling receptor activity
Source: RefSeq, a predicted model, not a curated record
AACCUUUUUGCAUUUAAAAUUUCAAUGUCCUAGAGUGUGCAAAAUGAAAAAGAAAGUCUUAGUUUCGCCCGAAGUGCAGGUGUGAAAUCUAGUGAUUUUCCGCCAUAUAUUAAACAAUAAUAUUUCAGUGGACAUUAUUUAGAACAUGUUUUUGAGUAUAUAAAGACCGUCCCCUGUCAUUAACUCAUUUCUGAAAAUGAUUUCGUUGUGGACAGUUCUAAUCCUCAUCUGUUACCCCAGCAGAGGUUUGCUGACAGUUGCAUAUACUCUUGAAGAUGAACAGAACCUUCAAACAGCGUUACUAUCUGGUUACAGCAAGGGUCUUCGGCCUGGAAGAGAUAGAUCUUUUCCGAUGACCCUUAACAUGUCUUUUGGCUUGCUGUCUAUCAAAGAAUUUGACUUGAACACAGGAAAAUUUUCCCUGACCGGGGUUUUUCAACUUAAUUGGAUAGACGAGAGACUCUCUUGGAACCCGGCAAAUUACAAUCAAACGAAUUCUACAGUGAUUUCACAGAGUCUUCUUUGGCUUCCGGAUCUCAUCAACGUUAAUCCUUAUGAAGAGAUAACUGGACUGCGCUUAGGAUUAUCCAUGAUUGUAGAAAGUACCGGGUUAUGUAACUGGUAUGCUAUCCAAACAUUUGAGACUGUGUGUGACACUGAUGUUACAAACUAUCCUUUUGAUACUCAGAUAUGUUCCCUUAGAUUCUACGUCUGGAGCUAUGAACCUACAGACAUUGACGUUGUAUUUGUGGCACCAAAAGUCGUCCUCGAUUUGUAUUCUGAAAAUGGAAUAUGGGAGAUCCAAGAUUCGGCAACGUACACAAAAAUAAAUGUGUACAAUUAUAAAGAAAUUAUUGUUGAUUUAUUCCUGAAACGUAGGACUUCUUACUAUGUUGUGAGCUUGAUACUGCCUUUAAUUUUUAUCGCCUUUCUAAUGGGCUUCGUUUUCCUUCUGCCUGCGGAUUCAGGAGAGAGAGUUGGGUUUUCCACAACAGUCCUGCUGUCGAUUGUCGUAUAUUUAACAAUCAUCCAAGACAUCCUUCCGGAAUCAUCGGAACCGAAUGUCUCCACCCUUGGCUUCAUUCUUGUAACGUUCGUUGUCAACGGGUCCUUCGUUGUCAUUGCUGUUAUCAUCAGCUUGCGUAUACAAAGCCAGUCUUGCCAGAAAGCAGUCCCUCUGUGUAUAAAUCGAGUGGCACUUUACCUUCGAAGGAGGAGAAAGACAAAAGACAUGGUGGAACCUCUUGACACAAAAUCAGAAUUAAAUUAUGAAGACGAAGAAGAAAAAGUGACCUGGCAUGAAGUUGCGAAAUGUUUUGACAUGUUUUGUUUCAUCCUUUUACAAAUUUUCUUUUUUGUAACUUCCACGAGCUAUCUUAUUAUAGUCAACACGUAAGAAAGAUCAAUAUUGACACCUUUGUGGUUGUAAGAACUAAUGACAAUUUUUUUUCAUGAGUUCGGACAUAGGCUAUUCCCUAAAGUGUUAAGAACUUAUUGUUUUUUUUUCCUAAUAAUAAUGAUUAAGUGAAAUGAAAUUUAGACUUAUCUUCAAAAAAUUUAACUUCACUGCAAAUAAUCAUAUAAUUCCGACAUUUCUUUGCCGUAAAACUGUACUCUAAGUUUUGAGAACCUGUGCCGCCUAUUCCUUUUGUUUUCGGUGACUUAAUAAUCAAAAAUCACAAACGACUAACAAAAUGUUCAUAAAUCUUUUAGUAUCUACUAAUCAUUAAACACAAAAAUUCAUAUACUUUUAGUUCAUGUUGGCAUAUAUGGUUCUGUAUUCCAUAAGUAUCGCCUGUCAGCCAUUGAUGUAGUAAACUGCAAUUUCAUCAUAAAUAAUUACCAAUGAAAAAGUGCAACUCAUAUAAUGCAUAUUUUGCAAUAAAAUACUUUCCGUAAAUAUAUAUUGUCAUUAUUACAAAAAUUUAUAAAAAUGAAAUGUAGUUAUUGCAUUGGAUUUCAGCUCUUUAGUAAUAAAAUAGCUAAAGUGGUGAAUACUUUACUACAGAUAAUAUUUUAUUUUACACAUUGUAUUUAAAUUGUGGACGCAUUUUUAUGCAAUAUUUUGAUAUUAUCAUACAAUUUACAUCUGUCGAAAGGACAGUCAAUUUUCGAACGUACGUGCCCUGUAUUUUACACCGAAUACUUUUAUGCGUGUUGACUUGUGAAAGUUUGUGAUUAUGUUAUAUUAAUUGCAAUUCUGCGAUUUUGUAAAAGACUACUAGUAAUUGAUACUUUUUUUUUAUAUCGUUUCAAAUGUGUGCUUUAAUGUAAGAAAUAUGUAUGAUGAUUAAAAGAAUUUUAAAAACAGAA